This is a messenger RNA of Symbiodinium pilosum, 1123 nucleotides long. The record is from the annotation of a GenBank genome assembly. Lineage: Eukaryota; Dinophyceae; Suessiales; Symbiodiniaceae.
AGUGCUCAGCGUCAGCAACUCGGCCGCCGCCUCCACGACCGGGCUGGUCAUCAAGAACACGGCCGCCACGGGGGUCGCCCGGCUGCAGCUGGACGCCAACACGGCCACGGGCUUUGCGCAGCUGGAGGUGGCGCCCACCGGCAACUGCACCCUCAACGUUCCCGGACAGGAGAUCUGGCUGCAGAACCGGCUGACGGGCCAGGCGCCGCUGAUCGUGGAGACGAACGGCAUCGUGACCACGGCCUACGGCCAGAACGACCUCUCGGACGAGAAGGUCAAGCAGAACGUCAGGGACGCGGAGGCCAUCUUCGACAGGGCCGCGCCGAAGCGCUACGACCAGGCGGACCUGACCGCCGUGCGGUGGGGCGUCUGCAAGCGGCUGCAGAGGCGCUGGAGAAGCCGAGACCUAAGGCAAAGGCCAGACCCAGGAAAGAUGGCUGAGGAGGCGGCGCUGGACCUGCUGCGGCGGCUGGCCAGCGACUUCAAUGUGAGGGACGCCCGGAAGCUGUACCAGAUCGCGAAGCGCGAGUUCCCCGACCAGCCGGCCGUCACGGUGAACCGGGCGAGGGACGCCCUGAGAGGGGACGUGGCGAGGCAGCCUGGGCAAGAGCGCGGCCGAGGGCCCAACGACCGCCUCCAGGCGGACCUCAUCGGCCUUGUGGUCACCGACGUCUUCACCAGGGAGGCGGUCACCAGGGCACUGCCCAACAAGAACGCGGAGACGGUGGCGCGCGCGGCCGCGGAGGCGAUCCCCAACUACGUCGUGACCACGGACGAAGGCAACGAGUUCCGCACCCUGGAGGCGAAUCUGCCCCAGGGGGUGGUGCACCGCCAGAAGCGGCCCGAGGACCGGAACGCCACCGCCGUGGUGGACCGCACCAUCCAGACCCUCAAGAAGGACCUCGCGGGCGAGGUGGCGCGCCGGGGCGGCAAGUGGGACGACCACGCGGCCGAGGCCACGGAAGCCUACAACGCGCGGGGCCGUGCACGCCGCGCCCGAGGACGUGGAGACGCAGCCCGCCACCAGGACAACGCCGAGAAGUUCCAGCACAAUAAGCAGCUCACAGAGGGGCGCCAGGCGCGCCUGCAGCAGGCCGGCGCCUUCCGCGCGCCAAUAAUAUAG